This is a messenger RNA of Dioscorea cayenensis subsp. rotundata (Guinea yam), 1645 nucleotides long. RefSeq names its product 26S proteasome non-ATPase regulatory subunit 13 homolog B-like. The record is from RefSeq and is a predicted model, not a curated record. Bases 112 to 1278 code for a protein of 388 amino acids. Gene Ontology annotation, molecular function: structural molecule activity. NCBI's taxonomy places the organism in Eukaryota, Viridiplantae, Streptophyta, Magnoliopsida, Dioscoreales, Dioscoreaceae. Gene Ontology annotation, cellular component: cytosol; proteasome regulatory particle, lid subcomplex; nucleus. The transcript has 6 exons. Gene Ontology annotation, biological process: ubiquitin-dependent protein catabolic process.
CAAAAAGAAACCCAAGAAAAAGAAAACCCAAAACCAAAAGCAAGGGUUUGGGUGCCGAUCUCUUGCAUUCUUCUCCUUCGAUCCAUCUCCAUCUUCUCUGGAGUUCCAUCAAUGGCUUCGGGCGCUCUGCAGUACUUGGAGUCCCAGCAGAACUCACGGCCGGAGCUUGCUGAGUGGUACGCCGCCUUAGCCGACCUCUACCAGCGGAAGCUAUGGCAUCAGCUCACCCUCAAGCUCGAUCAGUUCAUCGCCCUCGCCGUCGUCCAGGCUGGCGACGUUCUGAUUCAAUUAUAUAAUAACUUCAUCACGGAUUUUGAGACAAAGAUCAAUCUCCUCAAACUGGCACACUUUGCUGUUAUUGUUUCACGUCAAUAUUCUGAAACAGAAGCUGCCAUUAGCUACCUGGAGAGUGUGAUUGAAAAGCUGCGUGCCACCAGGGAAAUGCGGAUAGAGGAACCUAUCCUUUAUGUUAAGAUGCAAAUAGCUUCAUUUAAUCUUGAAAAAGGGAACCAGAAAGAAUGCAAGAAACUUCUUGAUGAUGGAAAGACUAUGUUGGACAGUAUGACUGAUGUUGAUCCCUCUGUUCAUGCAAGUUUUUAUUGGAUAUCUUCACAGUAUCAUAAAUCUCGUCAAGAAUUUGCAGAGUUCUAUAAAAAUGCCCUUCUGUAUUUGGCAUACACAACAGUGGAAUCUCUCUCAGAUUCGUUCAAACUGGAUCUGGCAUUUGAUCUUUCCUUGUCUGCUUUACUGGGGGAUAACAUAUAUAACUUUGGGGAAUUGCUGGCCCAUCCAAUUAUUAACAGUCUUCUGGGAACCAAAGUAGAGUGGCUUUACCAUAUUCUUCAGGCAUUUAACACGGGAGAUUUAGUUCGCUAUCAACACCUCUGUCAUGUGCAUAAUGCUGCCUUGAAUGCACAACCUGCUUUGGUUGCUAACGAGAAGAAGUUGCUGGAAAAAAUUAAUAUACUCUGUUUGAUGGAAAUCAUCUUUAGCCGACCAUCUGAAGAUCGAACCAUUCCAUUGAGCGUCAUUGCUGAACGCACAAAACUUUCCAUUGAAGAUGUGGAAUAUCUUCUCAUGAAGAGCCUCUCUGUUCAUCUUAUUGAAGGCAUAAUAGAUCAAGUGGAGGGAACAGUCUAUGUCUCUUGGGUGCAACCUAGGGUUUUGGGUAUCCCACAGGUCAAAUCCUUGCGUGAUCGUCUAGAUGUUUGGCUGGGCAAGGUUCACUCAGCCUUGCUAUCAGUGGAAGCUGAAACACCGGAUCUGGUGGCAUCUUGAUGUGGUAUUAUGUUUACCGGUCCGCUGGAACAACAAUCUAUGAUGGCCCAAAGGGUGAAACAGAGAAAAGGUUCACAAUGACCCUUGUUUUGGGUUGGUCUCACUUUCACCUGAAAUUUUCUUGUUUAUGGAACGGGUGGCAUCUUGAACACAGGCCGACGCUUCUUGUUAUUAUUAUUAUUGUCGAGUUAUUAUUUUUUCGUUAUCAAUUCUUCAGAAAAUGCUGAUACUUAAGAUAAAUCCUUAUAAGACCUUUUCAUUUGAGCACAGAAUCAAGUAGACAAACACAAGGAUAACCAGUGCUAAAUGUUCAUCAAUCAUAAUAGAAGGAAAUGUUGCUUAUUGAAUGCUUUUAUUAUUAUUUUCA